Myotis lucifugus (little brown bat) is the source of this 4688-nucleotide messenger RNA. RefSeq names its product kinesin family member 15 (gene KIF15). Lineage: Eukaryota; Metazoa; Chordata; Mammalia; Chiroptera; Vespertilionidae. The transcript is spliced from 34 exons. The record is from RefSeq and is a predicted model, not a curated record. Gene Ontology annotation, molecular function: ATP binding; microtubule binding; microtubule motor activity. Gene Ontology annotation, biological process: microtubule-based movement. Bases 122 to 4282 code for a protein of 1386 amino acids.
UCUUCCCUGGGCGCCAAAUUCAAAUCCGCGGACAUUUUGAACGAGCGGAAUCCCGGUUCGCAGCGCGCCUGGAGCUAAGGGGAUCCUCGCGUUGUUCUCGGGAUUCAGAGGAGAGGGCGCCAUGGCGCCCGGCUCCAAAACUGAAUUACGCAGUAUGACAAAUUGUCAGUCUAACCAGCCAAGUAAUGAAGGUGAUGCCAUCAAAGUUUUUGUGCGAAUUCGUCCACCUACAGAGGGUUCUGGAUCAGCUGAUGGAGAGCAAAACUUAUGCUUAAGUGUGCUCUCCUCUACGACUCUCCGGCUGCACUCCAACCCUGAGCCCAAGACCUUCACUUUUGAUCAUGUUGCCGGCAUGGACACCACUCAGGAGUCUGUGUUCUCAACUGUGGCCAAAGGCAUUGUGGAAUCUUGCAUGAGCGGGUAUAAUGGCACCAUCUUUGCAUAUGGACAGACUGGCUCAGGGAAAACGUUUACUAUGAUGGGACCAUCUGAAUCUGAUAAUUUUUCUCAUAACCUGAGAGGAGUAAUCCCACGAAGUUUUGAAUAUUUAUUUUCCUUAAUUGAUCGUGAAAAAGAUAAGGCUGGAGCUGGGAAGAGUUUCCUUUGUAAGUGUUCCUUUAUUGAAAUCUAUAAUGAGCAGAUCUAUGACCUACUGGACUCUGCAUCCGCUGGACUGUACUUAAGGGAGCACAUCAAGAAGGGCGUCUUUGUUGUUGGUGCGGUGGAGCAGGUGGUGACCUCCGCGGCUGGAGCCUAUCAGGUGUUGUCUGGAGGAUGGAGAAACAGGCGUGUGGCCUCGACAUCAAUGAAUAGAGAAUCCUCGAGGUCUCAUGCAGUCUUCACGAUUACAAUAGAGUCAAUGGAGAAAAGCAGUGAGACAGUAAAUAUACGAACCUCCCUACUCAAUAUGGUGGAUUUAGCAGGAUCUGAAAGGCAAAGAGACACCCAUGCAGAAGGGAUGAGGUUGAAGGAAGCCGGUAACAUAAACCGAUCAUUGAGCUGCCUGGGCCAAGUGAUUACAGCCCUUGUGGAUGUGGGAAAUGGAAAACAGAGGCAUAUUUGCUACAGAGAUUCCAAGCUCACCUUCUUACUCCGGGAUUCCCUUGGAGGUAAUGCCAAGACAGCCAUCAUCGCAAACGUUCAUCCUGGAUCCAGGUGUUUUGGGGAAACCCUAUCAACGCUGAAUUUUGCUCAAAGGGCCAAGCUGAUUAAAAAUAAGGCAGUGGUAAAUGAGGACACCCAAGGCAAUGUGAGCCAGCUCCAAGCUGAAGUGAAGAGGCUCAAAGAACAGCUGGCCCAGCUCACUGUAGGGCAGAUACUACCAGAAAGCUUUCUGACCAGAGAGAAAGAUGAGACUGAUUACAUGAAGUAUUUCAAAGAGGCAAUGUUGUUCUUUAAGAAGUCUGAACAGGAGAAGAAGUUUCUGGUAGAAAAAGUUACCCAGUUAGAAGACCUCACCCUCAAAAAAGAGAAAUUUAUUCAAUCUAAUAAGAUGAUUGUGAAAUUCCGAGAGGAUCAAAUAAUGCGCCUGGAGAAGCUCCACAAGGAAGGGCGGGGAAGUUUUCUGCCCGAGGAGCAGGAUCGUUUGCUGUCGGAAUUAAGGGAUGAGAUUCAGACUCUGCGAGAACAAAUAGAGCACCACCCCAGAGUUGCCAAAUAUGCUAUGGAAAAUCACUCCCUCAGGGAGGAGAACAGAAGACUAAGAUUAUCAGAGUCUGUGAAAAGAGCCCAAGAGGUGGAUGCGCAGACCAUUGCAAAGCUAGAGAAAGCUUUCCUUCAAGUAUCUGGCACAGAGAAAAACGACAAAAGUCAGCAAGGAUUCUCUCCUAAAGUUGCAAAAGAGCCAUGUUCAUUAGCAAACUCUGAGAAGCUAAAAGCACAACUCCUGCAAAUGCAGACAGAACUGAACAAUUCAAAGCAAGAGUAUGAAGAAUUCAAAGAACUAACUAGGAGAAGGCAGCUAGAAUUAGAAUCAGAGCUUCAGUCUUUGCAAAAAGCGAACCUUAAUCUCGAAAACCUUUUGGAAGCAACAAAAGCCUGCAAGCGGCAAGAAGUUUCUCAGCUGAAUAAAAUUCAUGCUGAAACCCUGAAGAUUAUAACUACACCAACCAAGGUUUAUCAAAUUUGGCCUCGACCAGGAUCAAAAUUAAGCCCUGAAACAGGGAGCUUGGGGUCUCCGUAUACUCAGAAUUCUAGCAAAUUAGAUAAUGAUAUCUUAAAUGAGCCAGUUCCACCUGAGAUGAAUGAACAAGCUUUUGAAGCCAUUUCUGAAGAACUUAGGAUGGUGCAGGAACAAAUGAGUACUCUGCAGGUCAAGUUGGACGAAGAAGAGCAUAAAAACCUGAAGCUUCAGCAGCGCAUUGACAAACUGGAGCAUCAUUCUACACAAAUGCAGGAGCUUUUCUCAUCAGAGAGAACGGAUUGGACCAAACAGCAGCAAGAGCAUCUCUUACAAUUGAAUGUCCUUGAAAAGCAGCUUCGGGACACUCAAACGAAGAAUGACUUUUUGAAAAGUGAGGUCCAUGACCUGCGAGUAGUGCUUCAUUCUGCAGACAAGGAGCUGUCUUCGGUGAAAUUGGAGUACAAUUCAUUCAAGGAGAGUCAGGAGCAAGAACUCAGCAGCCUUUCUGAAAAGCACGUGCAUAUCCAGCUUCAACUAGACAGUGUCAGGUCAGAGAAUGAAAAGCUUCUUGAGAGCAAAGCCUGCCUGCAGGACUCCUAUGAAAACUUACAAGAAGUGAUGAAGUUUGAAAUUGACCAACUUUCAAAAAGCCUCCAAAACUGCAAAAAGGAAAAUGAGACUCUGAAAUCUGAUCUGAAUAAUUUGAUGGAGCUUUUCGAGGCAGAAAAAGAACGCAAUAACAAAUUAUUAUUACAAUUUGAAGAAGAUAAAGAAAACAGUUCUAAAGAAAUCUUAGAUGUUCUUGAGUCUGUGCGUCAGGAGAAACAGAAAGAGAUGGUCAAGUGUGAGCAGCAGAUGGCAAAAGUACAGAAACUGGAAGAGAGUUUAUGUGCUACUGAGAAAAUCAUCAGUUCUCUAGAGAAGUCUAGAGAUGCUGACAAGGAAGUUGUAACUGACCUCAUGAGCCAGAUCCAGCAGCUGAGGACGUCAGUUCGUGAGAAAACAGAAACCAUAGACAGCCUGAAGCAAGAGCUGAAGGACAUCAAUUGUAAAUACAACUCUGCUUUGGUUGACAAAGAAGAUAGCACCGUGUUGAUUAAGAGACAGGAAGUGGAGAUUCUGGAUCUGAAAGAAACCCUUAGGCUGAGAAUAAUCUCUGAAGAUAUAGAGAGGGAUAUGCUCUGCGAAGACCUGGUUCAUGCUACUGAGCAGCUGAACAUGCUCACCGAGGCCUCGAAGAAGCACUCGGCGCUCCUGCAGUCCGCCCAGGAGGAGCUGAUCAGGAAGGAGGCCAGGAUCCAGGAGCUUCAGCAAGAGUUAAAUCUAAAGAAAGAGGAAGUAGAACAGAAGAAGAAUGAAUAUAACUUCAAAAUGAGGCAACUAGAACAUGUGAUGGAUUCUGCUGCCGAGUAUCCCCAGAGUCCUAAAACACCACCUCAUUUUCAAACACAAUUGGCAAAACUCCUGGAAACACAAGAACAAGAGAUAGAAGAUGGACGAGCCUCUAAGAUUUCUUUGCAACACCUUGUAACAAAGCUAAAUGAAGACAGAGAAAUCAAAAAUGCUGAAAUCCUCAGAAUGAAGGUAACUGGCUCUCCCGCCACAGCCCCUCACCCCCUGAACAUGUACGCUCUCACCAAGUGCAUCUCCACCUCCUCCUCGGGCAGCAGCACCUCUCAGCUGCCGAGCCAGUCACUGUCUGCAGUGGUGCCGAGCCGGCCCAAGACACUGACAGAUGAGAGCCUGAGCCGCUUGGCAGCCUGCAAUAAAUUAGUUGAAGAAAUGCUGAGAAUGAAAGCAGAUCUAGAAGAAGUCCAGAGCGCCCUGCAGAGCAAAGAGACAGACUACCUCAGAAUGACCGAGGAAGUGGAACGAACCAGAACGUUGGAGUCUAAAGCGUUCCAAGAAAAGGAACAACUGAGGUCAAAGCUGGAAGAAUUCUAUGAAGAAAGGGAGAGAACACUCCAGGAGAUGGAAAUGUUAAGGAAGCAGGUGGAGUGUCUCGCUGAGGAAAAUGGCAAGUUGCUAGGACACCAGAACCCAAACCAGAAGAUCCACUACGUGGUGCGGCUGAAGAGGGAGAACGUCCGGCUCGCUGAGGAGACAGAAAAGUUGCGUGCUGAAAAUGUAUUUUUAAAAGAAAUGAAAAAGAGUUUCUGAUGAACUUCUGCACCCGUACACGUCCGGUGGCACUCAGCCACCUGCUGUGUGGAGGGCAGCACCACUGCAGGGCUCAAACCAACUGUGAACUCCAGGGAAACCCUUUGCCUCUUAAAAUAAAAGUCUAUCACUGAUGUUUACAGUGGACACUGGUCAGGCUACGUGUCCCUGAGCUACUAACCUGAUCUCCCUGAGUCUUGCGUCAGAAGCUCCCACAAUAGUCAGUGCCCCCAAAACUUGCAGUGGGGGUCAUGGCUGAUGGUGCAGCGUGUGUACAAAGCAAACUUGUUAAUAUAGAUUAUUUUUAUAUUCUUACUUGAAUUCUCAUGCACAUUUUUAUGACUGCAAACAUGGCCAUUUUUCAAAAUGUAAUAAAUCUUUUUCAAAUAAACAGUCCAAUAAAGAA